This is a messenger RNA of Brachypodium distachyon (stiff brome), 1412 nucleotides long. Its product is annotated as BTB/POZ and MATH domain-containing protein 2. Gene Ontology annotation, biological process: protein ubiquitination. The record is from RefSeq and is a predicted model, not a curated record. The transcript has a single exon. Gene Ontology annotation, molecular function: protein binding. NCBI's taxonomy places the organism in Eukaryota, Viridiplantae, Streptophyta, Magnoliopsida, Poales, Poaceae. The coding region runs from base 780 to 1412 and encodes 210 amino acids.
GGUGCGAGAAAGAAGGCACCCAUUGUUGCAAGCUCCACGGUGGCUGGAGUGGUGUUGCUCGUGUGUUAGCAGCGGCGGUAAUAAUGGUGUUGCGGCGGGGGUGUGGGAGUAGGCAGUGCGUGGCCGGUGACGAGGACCACAGCAAGGGCUCGGGAGCAAGCAGCACGUGGCCAUUGCCGCCACCAAUAGCAGCAGCACCACCACCAUCAACGGCGGACAGGGAGUUCUCAUGGGAGCGGGAGGGCAGGAUGGGGGAAGCUAGUGUUCUGUGGCGGCGGGGUGACGACGGUGAGGUAUAGCCUGGAGGAGCUGCUGCGGGCGUCGCCGGAGACGCUGGGGAGGAGAAGCCGGGAGCAUGGGGUUCCCCGCAGUGGCUGCCAUGGGUGGGGAUGAGAGCCACAUCGUUGGGUGGGAGGGCCGGAUCGACUGGAUUGGAGGCCGGAUCGACGGACUGCAUGUUGGAUCGACCGGAUUGGAUGCCUGAGUAUUCGGUGGAGAGGAUUUGGAUCGGGGGAGAGAGGAUGCGGUGGAGAGAAGAAGAGUUUGGGGAUGGAUUGGAUGGUCUUGGCUGGGCUGAAAUCGUGACGGGAGGCUAAACGCAAAACUGACAUCCAAACGUAUAGUCUUUUCCGGACAAAUGAUGGAGCCAAACGCACGCUCUUUCGCGGACAGAGAGAGUAUGUAAGUUCAUCGAGGCGGGAUCAGUGCAUCUAAGAGAUGGUAGUUUCAGCAUCAGGUGCGAUAUCACCAUCAUCAAAGAUAUCGGCAGCGCAGGAACAAUGGAUAAGGAGUUUGUAGUGGUUCCUAGGAUCAACUUGCAUCGGUGUCUCGGCGAUCUACUGAAGAACAUGGAUGGAGCAGAUGUGACCUUUCAUGUCGGUGGGGAGAAGAUCUCAGCUCAUACAUCUGUGCUCGCUGCUCGCUCGUCCGUCUUCAAAGCGGAGCUCUUUGGUGCCAUGAAGGAGAAUCUUGGCGAUCCUAUUGGAAUCGAUGACAUGGAAGCUGACGUGUUCAAGUCCUUGCUCUACUUCAUAUACACUGAUUCAGUUCCGGUGCUUGAUAUGACUAGCAACGAAGGUGAAGCUCAUGGAGAUGUGGCAAUGGCUAGCCAUCUACUUGUUGCAGCAGACAGGUACAACAUAAAGAGGCUGAACCUGAUAUGCGAGGAAAAGCUGUGCAACCACAUUGACACCAACAUGGUGGCAACCAGUUUGGCUCUAUCUGAGCAGCAUGGCUGCAAGGGACUCAAAGAAGCUUGCUUCGAGUUUCUUGCCUCUCCUUCCAAAUUGAAGGCAAUGAAGGCAAGCGAUGGUUACGAGAAAAAAAGUUGUCCAUCUGUUCUCAAGGAACUCAUCACUAGACUCUUGCCUGAUGAGUUCGAAACGUUGAAGGAUAUUAUCAUGGAAAUUUAG